Messenger RNA from Penicillium cosmopolitanum, 339 nucleotides. RefSeq lists its product as uncharacterized. NCBI's taxonomy places the organism in Eukaryota, Fungi, Ascomycota, Eurotiomycetes, Eurotiales, Aspergillaceae. The record is from RefSeq and is a predicted model, not a curated record. Bases 1 to 339 code for a protein of 112 amino acids. The transcript has a single exon.
AUGGGCAUCGUGCAAAUUGCGCUGGGAGCUGCUCGCAAGUGGAGUCCGGCGCGGUGCGCUACGACUGUAUGGAUCUGUGUGGUGCUGCGAAAAGAAGAGGUUUGGGAAGAACAUUUGCAACGGGUGCUUGAACACAGGCAGGCAAGUGCAAAUGAUUCCGGUAUUGGCUUCAAUCACGCUCCAAAUAGUUGCGGGAAUUGGUCCACCUGUGUCUAUCAGUUUGUGGCUUGGGAAGAGGAAGGCCUUCUAGGUAGUGAUCGUACUGGUGGAAUCUUUGUCGGCGGCGGAACUGACAAGUGUAGUGGUUCGGAUAAUGGUGGUUACGCAGACACUGUAUAG